Messenger RNA from Monoraphidium neglectum, 453 nucleotides. RefSeq lists its product as hypothetical. The record is from RefSeq and is a predicted model, not a curated record. The transcript has 3 exons. Bases 1 to 453 code for a protein of 150 amino acids. NCBI's taxonomy places the organism in Eukaryota, Viridiplantae, Chlorophyta, Chlorophyceae, Sphaeropleales, Selenastraceae.
AUGGAGACAGUCGCGGUGUCUGCCACCCCGGAGCUGGCCGAGGAGCUGCUGCGCUGGUUUGUGUCCCAGGGCGAGAAGGAGUGCUUCGCGGCGACGCUGUUCACCUGCUACGAGCUGCUGCGGCCCGACGUGGUGGCGGAGGUGGCCUGGAUGAACAAGCUCGGGGACUUUGCCAUGCCGUACAUGGUCCAGGUGAUCAAGGAGUACACCGGCAAGGUGGACCUGCUCAUGAGCGAGCGCAAGGAGGCCAAGGAGGCGGAGAAGGGCGCGGUGGAGGCCAUCAAGCAGCAGCAGGCCGCGGCAAACAGCUACGCCAUGCUCAUGCCGCUCGCGCUGCCGGCGCCGGGGCAGGGCGGCGGGCCGGAGUUGGGGUACGCGCCGCACCCGGGGAUUGGGGGCGUGCCGCCGCCGGGGUACGGGCCGGCCGCGGGGUUCACGGGGCAGCCGUACUGA